UACGAAACACACAAAGAGAGCGCCGCAACGCUUAACCACACUACUAUCUCCUCUGAGAUACAAAAUCUUUCAUAUCAACCGUCCGAUACAUUUCCACGUCAUCAAUCCGCGUGAAUUCGUAUUUCAACGGUUCAGAUCUUUGUUUCAGACCUACUGGCGUUAGCGAAGGAAAGAGGGUGUUUUCUCUAUUCUUCUUCUCACUGCUCAAUUUUUUUGUAACAAAAAAAAAUCGAAACCUUCAGAAAAAAAAUUCUUCAGUUUUUGGAUUCGAAAGAGUUUCAAGAUGAUGAAGGUAACAGAGGAAUUGAAGCAGCAAGUGGAAGAAAGCGAGGUUAUCGUUUUGAGUGAGAAUGACGAAGAAGAUGACUCUGUUGUUGAAGUAGAUGAUGGAGAAGACAGCGAAGAUGAUGAAGAGGAUGAUAACGAUGAACAAGACAAUGAAGAGGAAGAGGAUGACGAUGAUGAAGGUACUGGAGGUGGAGACGAUGAUGAGGAAGAUGAAGAAGUUGGAGCUGGUGAAGGUGCACGUGGUGGUGAUCCUGAUGAUGACGACGACGAUGACGAUGACGAUGAUGAAGAUGACGACGAUGACGACGACGAUGAUGAGGAUGAGGAAGAGCACGAGGAAGAGGAGGAAGAGGAGGAUUUGGGGACAGAGUACCUUGUCCGUCCUCUAGGCGCUGCUGACGAGGAGGAAGCUUCUAGCGAUUUUGAACCUGUGGAAAAUGGUGUGGAAGAAGAUGAAGUGGAAGAAGAUGAGGUGGAGGAAGAUGAAGGUAGCAGCGACGACGAUGAUGAUGAGAAGACCGAGGUUCCACCAAAGAGAAAGAGGUCGGACAAAGACGGUUCAGAUGACGAUGAUGGUGGAGAAGAUGAUGUUAGACCCUCUAAACGAUAGAGUUGGUCGAUUCUUUCUUGAGAACUAGUCAAUUGUAGGUCGACAACAUAUCACCCUUUGUCCUUUAAAAUACAUUCCAGAUAAGGGAUACACUAGUUCAUGAAAGUGUUGUUGCUAUAUUGUAUUGUUAUGGUGAAGUACUAUUAGGUUUACUAUAUUUGUCAGGUAAGUUAAGUGCAUAGUCAAUAGUGGGAUAAAAUAUGUUUGUAGGACAAAUUUUCAGACUUGAUUUUUAUCUUCCACCCACUUCUUAGAUCAGUAGAUUUAGUUCAUUACUAUUUCUGGUACUAUGAAAUUGUUCGUAUCUCUUUUGUUUUAUACAAAAGUUUUUGUUGCGUAAAA
Molecule: messenger RNA, 1240 nt
Organism: Trifolium pratense (red clover)
Lineage: Eukaryota; Viridiplantae; Streptophyta; Magnoliopsida; Fabales; Fabaceae
Product: prostatic spermine-binding protein-like
Exons: 2
Coding region: 284-898 (204 amino acids)
Source: RefSeq, a predicted model, not a curated record